GUCAGCCAGCCGGUUAGAAUGUCCGACGCACAACAACCAGCAGCGGCCAGCGGUGCCAGCAGCGAGCAAGCUGCCAGCGGAUCAGACGGUCACCCCACAAUUCACCCUGUUGCUCCGAGACUGAAGAACGGCCACAAAAUCCCCCACAUUGGACCGCACAUCCAUGCAUAUCGCAGUCAGCACCAGCAAACCGUGGGCCACGAAUCAGACAAAUGGUGGGCAAAGAUGGCCCGAGACACCCUGCACUGGGAUCGUCCCUUCCACACAGUCCGUGCAGGAGGCUUCGAGACAGGCGACAUCGUCUGGUUCCCAGAAGGCGGUCUGAACGCAUCAUACAACUGUGUCGAUAGGUGGGCGUUCAAGCACCCUGAUAAGACUGCCAUCAUCUACGAGGCUGACGAGCCGAACGAGGGCUGCGAGAUCACCUACGCCCAGCUCCUCCGCGAAGUAUGCAGCGUCGCCAACGUUCUCAAGUCUCUCGGCGUUAAGAAGGGCGACACCGUCUCCGUCUACCUGCCCAUGACAUGGCAGGCCGUCGCCGCCUUCCUUGCGUGCGCGCGCGUCGGCGCCGUGCACUCGGUCGUCUUCGCCGGCUUCUCCGCCGAGUCCCUGCGCGACCGCAUGAACGACUGCAAGUCCCGCGUGCUCAUCACCUCCGACGAGGGACGCCGCGGCGGCAAGACGAUCGCGACCAAGGUCAUCGCGGACGCGGCCAUCAAGCAGUGCCCCGGUGUCGAGCACGUCCUCGUCCUCAGGCGCACGGGCAACGAGGUGCCCUGGACGGAGGGACGCGACAAGUGGUGGCACGAAGAGACUGCCAAGGUCCCCAACUACUGCCCUCCGGAGAUCAUGUCCUCGGAGGACCCGCUCUUUAUCCUUUAUACGUCCGGCUCGACUGGCAAGCCGAAGGGUGUCGUCCACACCACUGGCGGAUACCUCCUUUGCGCGGCGCUGACUGUCAAGUAUGUCUUCGAUGUGCACCCAGACGACAAGUUCGCCUGCAUGGCUGAUAUUGGUUGGAUUACCGGUCACACUUACAUUGUGUAUGGCCCCCUUGCCAAUGGUGUCUCAACAACUGUCUUCGAGUCGACACCUGUAUACCCUACCCCGUCGCGCUACUGGCAGACCGUCGAGAAGCACAAGCUUACGCAGUUCUACUCUGCACCCACCGCGAUUCGUCUGCUUCGCCGCCUUGGCGAGCAUCACGUCCAGGACCACGACCUCAGCUCGCUCCGCGUCCUUGGCUCCGUCGGCGAGCCCAUCAACCCUGAGGCGUGGCACUGGUACAACGACCACGUCGGCAAGCGUCAGUGCGCUAUCGUCGACACGUUCUGGCAGACUGAGACGGGCUCCAUCGUCGUCACGCCCUUCCCCGGCGCGAUUGAGACUAAGCCCGGCUCCGCGACUGUGCCAUUCUUUGGUAUCGAACCGGCCAUCCUGGACCCGGUUACUGGCAAGGAGCUUGAGGGCGACAACGUCGAGGGCGUCCUUGUCAUCAAGACCCCGUGGCCGUCAAUCGCUCGCACGGUCUACCAGGACCACAGCCGAUACCUCGACACCUACAUGAAGCCCUACCCGGGCGCCUUCUACACCGGCGACGGCGCCGCGCGCGACGAGCACGGCUACAUCUGGAUCAAGGGCCGCGUCGACGACGUCAUCAACGUCUCGGGCCAUCGUCUCUCGACGGCGGAGAUCGAGUCCGCGCUGAUUCUGCACAAGGGCGUCGCGGAGACGGCCGUCGUCGGCACCGCGGACGAGCUCACAGGCCAGGCCGUGUACGCGUUCGUGGCGCUCAAGCCCGAGUUCAAGUACGACCCGUCGGACGAGGCCGCGCUCGUGAAGGAGCUCGUGCUCCAGGUGCGCAAGGUCAUCGGCCCGUUCGCCGCGCCGAAGAAGAUCUUCAUCGUGCCCGACCUGCCCAAGACGCGCUCGGGCAAGAUCAUGCGCCGCAUCAUGCGCAAGAUCGUCGCUGGCGAGGGCGACCAGCUUGGUGACCUGAGCACGCUCGCGGAGCCGGGUGUCGUCGACCUCAUCAAGACCAAGGUCUCUGAGAGCUGAACGCCUUGAGCGUUGUUGUUUUGUGUACCAUGUGGAGUCUGAUGUGGUAGUUGGGUGUUCCUGCACGCUUGAAAAUGAGGUAUCAAUCUGUAAUCAACCGAUAUCGAUAUACCAAGGGGCUCUAGCUGUAUCUCUUACCUGCUUUGUUCUUAGCGAAAGAAAAAUCUAAUUGUAUUUACUCUC
Messenger RNA from Phanerochaete carnosa HHB-10118-sp, 2241 nucleotides. RefSeq lists its product as uncharacterized. Gene Ontology annotation, cellular component: cytosol. The record is from RefSeq and is a predicted model, not a curated record. The transcript has 6 exons. Bases 19 to 2058 code for a protein of 679 amino acids. NCBI's taxonomy places the organism in Eukaryota, Fungi, Basidiomycota, Agaricomycetes, Polyporales, Phanerochaetaceae. Gene Ontology annotation, molecular function: AMP binding; acetyl-CoA synthetase activity.